Messenger RNA from Aspergillus puulaauensis, 2127 nucleotides. Its product is annotated as putative AMP-binding enzyme. The coding region runs from base 1 to 2127 and encodes 708 amino acids. The transcript is spliced from 4 exons. The record is from RefSeq and is a predicted model, not a curated record. Gene Ontology annotation, molecular function: long-chain fatty acid-CoA ligase activity. Gene Ontology annotation, cellular component: membrane; endoplasmic reticulum. NCBI's taxonomy places the organism in Eukaryota, Fungi, Ascomycota, Eurotiomycetes, Eurotiales, Aspergillaceae. Gene Ontology annotation, biological process: long-chain fatty acid metabolic process.
AUGUUUUUCUCUCAGGAGCGAACUCACUUCGUCCGUGCGGCAGAGCUCAACCAGGAGCCUCCGAAAGGCAAGCCUUACUCUGUCCCUGUUCCCGGCACCAAGAAGGACGGACGCAGCCCGAUAUACCGUGCUUGGAAUACACCGGACGAACUGGUGAAAACACUGGACCCCAAAGUCACCACUGCACACGAGAUAUUCGAGUCCACAGCGAACCAUUCCUCCAAGUCCGAUUGUCUCGGAUGGCGCCCAUAUGAUCCGGUGAAAAAGACAUGGGGUCAGUAUCAAUGGAUGAGUUAUGCCACGGUCCAAAAACGGCGCACUGAAUUUGGUUCCGGGUUGGUUGAAUUACAUCACAAGCACAAUUGUGCGCACCCUGGGCAGUAUGGUGUUGGCCUUUGGUGUCAGAAUCGCCCGGAGUGGCAAAUUACAGACCUGGCAUGUAUGUCUCAGAGUUUAUACUCGGUCUCGAUCUACGAUGUGCUCGCCGCCGAUGCCACCGAAUAUAUCAUCAACCAUGCCGAAUUGAGCUGUGUUGUGGCUUCUCUACCUCAUAUUCCUACACUUAUCAAGCUGAAACCGGUUUUGCCGAAUCUGAAAAUCAUCGUGAGCUUGGACUCACUCGAUGCGGGCGAGCAGGCGGGCCACUCCAAGCGCGCGCUUCUAGAGUCUAUGGCUGCCGACCAUGAUCUGACGAUCUACAGCAUGGAAGAAGUUGAGAUCUUGGGCGCUGCCGCUAACCGUCCUUGUAACCCCCCGAAACCCUCCGACAUCGUCACUAUCAAUUAUACUUCUGGUACUACUGGUGCUCCCAAGGGUGUGGUCCUGACCCAUGAGAACGCAGUAGCAGCCACCACUGGUGCAUUGGUGGCCAUACCUCAGGCGCGAAAUGAUACCUUUCCGUCGUAUCUUCCGUUGGCUCAUAUCUUUGAGCGUCUCAUCGAACACGCGGCUCUUUGGUCCGGCGCUCGCAUUGGUUACUUCCAUGGAAACGUUCUCGAACUUGUUGACGAUCUCAAGUUGCUCAAGCCCACUGGGUUUGUCUCUGUCCCUCGUCUAUACAGCCGUUUUGGAAGCGCUAUCCGCGCCGCGACCAUCGAAGCCCCUGGAUUCCGAGGAACUAUGUCCAAACACAUCGUUUCCGCCAAGACCGCAAACUUGAAAAACCCGGAUCCCAGCAAAGCUACCGUGAAGCACGCUCUGUACGACCGGAUCUGGGCCAAGAAGGUUGCCGCGGCCAUCGGACUUGAAAAUGUAAAGACAAUGGUCUCCGGUUCUGCGCCCUUGGAUCCGUCCCUGCACAACUUUAUGCGAGUGGCCAUUGGCGCCGAUUUCUCCCAGGGUUAUGGUUUGACCGAAACUUAUGCCAUGGCAUCCGCGCAGUCUUCCAGGGAUAUUUCUUCUGGAAACUGUGGACGCGUCGCCCCUUGCACAGAGGUGUGCCUGCUGUCUCUGCCAGACAUGGAAUACUCAGUUGAUGACAAACCUUUCCCUCGUGGCGAGCUCCUCCUUCGUGGCCCCAAUGUAUUCAAGGAGUACUUGAAGAAUCCCGAAGAGACGGCCAAGGCUGUCACCGAGGACGGGUGGUUUCAGACGGGUGACGUCGCCAAGAUCGAUGAUAAGGGCCGUAUCAUCAUUAUUGACCGUCGUAAGAACGUUCUCAAGCUAGCGCAGGGAGAGUACAUCUCGCCUGAGCGACUGGAAGGCAUCAUCAUGUCGGAGUUGGGAUAUUUCGCGCAGGCCUACGUGCACGGCGACAGCGUGCAGACCUUCUUGGUCGGUAUCUUUGGUGUGCAGCCCGAUAUGUUUGCUACAUUUGCCUCCAAGGUACUUGGUCGGACCAUCGAGCCCACCGAUAUCGCAACUAUCCAGUCGGUCUUGCAAGAUGGCAAAAUCAAGAAAGCGGUGCAGAAGGACCUCGAUCGUGUCGCGAAGAAACACAAGCUCGCGGGGUACGAGAGAGUAAGGAACUGCUCUCUGAUGGUCGAACCUUUCUCAGUAGAGAAUAACCUACUGACACCAACUCUCAAACUCAAGCGUCCUCCUGUUGUAAAGAAGUAUCGCCAGCUUCUGGACCAGUUAUACGAGGAUGCUAACAAUGAGCAAUCUGCACCUAAAGCUAAGUUGUAA